Messenger RNA from Pararge aegeria (speckled wood butterfly), 6135 nucleotides. RefSeq names its product E3 ubiquitin-protein ligase ariadne-1 (gene ari-1). Gene Ontology annotation, molecular function: zinc ion binding; ubiquitin protein ligase activity; ubiquitin conjugating enzyme binding. NCBI's taxonomy places the organism in Eukaryota, Metazoa, Arthropoda, Insecta, Lepidoptera, Nymphalidae. The record is from RefSeq and is a predicted model, not a curated record. Gene Ontology annotation, biological process: protein polyubiquitination; positive regulation of proteasomal ubiquitin-dependent protein catabolic process; ubiquitin-dependent protein catabolic process. Gene Ontology annotation, cellular component: ubiquitin ligase complex; cytoplasm; nucleus. Bases 144 to 1661 code for a protein of 505 amino acids. The transcript has 10 exons.
AUACGUCAGAGGUUUUGGCAGCCCGUGGGUGAACUAUUUUCUUCAUUGUUGACCUUUCCUAAAUCUUAGGUGUAAUUAUUUCAUCAUUAGGAGUAUUCAGACUGUAUCAUAAUAAUCUAGUUAAUAAUUAAUUUAUCUCUACGAUGGACUCCGAAGACGACACGAAAGACGAUGUGGAUUCUGGUAACGAAUCUAGUGGAGACGAUGUCGACUUUGUCAUGGACGAGACCCACAGUACAAGGGAACGGCAAACGGAACUCGAAGAAUACCCCUACGAAGUGUUAUCUACGGAGGAAAUCGUCCAACACAUGGUUGAUUGCAUCAAAGAAGUUAAUACAGUAGUUGAGAUACCUGCCACAACAACUCGCAUACUUCUGAAUCACUUUAAAUGGGACAAAGAGAAGCUAAUGGAAAGAUUCUAUGAUGGGGAUCAGGACCAGUUGUUUGCUGAGGCUAGAGUAAUAAAUCCUUUUAGAAAACCUGUCAUACAAAGGCCGAAGUUACCCAGACGGAUAUCAACAUCAGGGGCUGAGGAAUGCGAAAUAUGCUUUACAAUUCUUCCAACUUCAAUGAUGACAGGCUUAGAGUGUGGUCACAGAUUUUGCACACACUGCUGGUGUGAAUAUUUAACAACUAAGAUAAUGGAAGAAGGCCUAGGACAAACAAUAGCGUGUGCGGCGCAUGCGUGCGAUAUCCUGGUUGACGACGCGACGGUCAUGCGGCUCGUGAGAGAGCCGCGCGUCAAACUCAAAUACCAACAUAUUAUCACUAAUAGUUUUAUUGAGUGCAACAGGUUGCUCCGCUGGUGCCCGUCUCCUGACUGCAGCAAUGCGAUCAAGGUUGCAUACGUGGAAGCGGCGCCGGUGUCGUGUCGCUGCGGGCACACCUUCUGUUACGCAUGUGGAGAGAACUGGCACGACCCCGUCCGGUGUUGUCUACUCAGGAAGUGGAUCAAGAAAUGUGACGAUGACUCGGAGACGUCAAACUGGAUAGCCGCGAACACGAAGGAGUGUCCGAAGUGCAACGUGACGAUAGAGAAGGACGGUGGCUGCAACCACAUGGUGUGCAAGAACCAGAACUGCAAGGCGGACUUCUGCUGGGUGUGUCUGGGGCCCUGGGAGCCGCACGGCAGCAGCUGGUACAACUGCAACAGUAUGGACAGAUACGACGAGGACGAAGCUAAAGCAGCACGCGACGCGCAGGAGAGGUCGCGGGCGGCGUUGCAACGCUACCUGUUCUACUGUAACCGAUACAUGAACCACAUGAAUUCCCUGCGCUUCGAGUCCAAACUCUACGCUUCCGUCAAAGCGAAGAUGGAGGAGAUGCAACAGCACAACAUGAGUUGGAUUGAGGUGCAAUUCUUGAAGAAGGCGGUAGACAUCCUCUGCCAGUGCCGGCAGACGCUAAUGUACACGUACGUGUUUGCGUACUAUUUACGCAAAAACAACCAGUCCGUCAUCUUUGAAGACAACCAGCGUGACCUGGAGUCCGCUACCGAGACUCUAUCAGAGUACCUAGAGCGCGACAUCACUAGUGAGAACCUGGCUGAUAUCAAGCAGAAAGUUCAGGACAAAUACAGAUAUUGCGACAGCCGGCGUAAGGUUUUACUGGAGCACGUGCACGAAGGCUACGAGAAAGACUGCUGGGACUAUACAGAGUAAACACCCCCUUCUUUGUCCGACAUACUGUCAUGUCACAUCUUAGCUAUCUCCCACGCACCACUCAUGACUGCACGCUAACACUAUGACAUAAACAUAGACUAUGCCAAAUAUUUUGACAACUGUACAUAUGAGCCAGGAGCUUAAAAAAAAUUAAAGUACGUUUUUAAAUUCAUUGUUUUUCGCCACAAGGUUCAAUUAAGGGUAAUUUUAUCAUAUACUCAGAGAGGGCUUGUCAUAAAAUAUAAAUUAUUAUAUGUGAAUUAGUAUGAUUUUUCGUUUGAAUAAUUUACUUGAAAUUCAUGAUUGAAUACUAGGCCUCGGUAUUUUUAACGACGUAUGGUAAAAAUUAUAACAAACCAUCGAUCAAAGCAUACAACUUGGCAAUGGUACGCCAAUUUACAUAAUUUCAUGUGUGGUAUCUUAAAGUCAUCAAAGAAAUCUAUAGAAAUAAAUAACAUAAUGCGUUUUCUCAAAUAGUAUUUGGUUGUUAUCAGUAUGUAGUUGAAAGAUCUCAUGAAUUAAUAUUUCUAUUAGUGUCACUACUAUUGGUACUUUGUUAUAUAUACAAGACUCGUGGAAUUCGAAAGUUUGACAGGUGCCACAUCUAAAAAGUCUUGCAUGCAACAUGCCAAAUUAUUUAAAAAUAAAAUAGGCAUGAUGUUUAAUUUCGAAUAACUGCAUUAUGUUUGGAACUAUCCACUAUGUAUUUACUAUGUAAAAAUAUCUUAUUUUUGCAGAAAAUUAUAUUUAGGAAAAUUAUUUCACGCGAGAACGCAUGCCAGUUGUUAUUGCCGUACUCGUGAUGUCAUAGGCCAAUAAGAGCUUUAGUAAAUCCUUGUUCCAUAGCUCAAGAUUAUUGAUCUUGGUAUUGUUACCCAAAAACCUAGCAACUGAUGGUUUGAAAUCAAAAAAUUCUUGAUAUACGCUUGGAUUUUCGAAGCUCGAGCGGUACAAAAUUAUGUUUAAAUUUGUAUAGAAGUGAUGUCAUUAUUUUGAAAUCUGCGUUUCAACUGUCAUGGCGGAUCGUUUGAUUUUGCAGUUUCUCUUACUUCGAAUAUGAAUAAAAAUUAUUUUUUUAUGAUUAAUAAUUAAUUAGAUACAUUUUAUAUUUUUGCGAUUCUUUGUAACUGUCAUCAUGCCUAUUGUGGCAAAUUGACGAGUGCCAACGUGUUAUUUUUUGUAGGAUUGCCUUAGUCGAAGUGUUAUGAUUUCUAAGUGACUUUGUUAACUCCAUUGUGACAAGUUAAACAACGUCAACCUGGUUAUUUAUGAUUGGCAGCGUGAUUAAAUUUACGAAUGUCGCACUCAGUUCACACACAUUAAAAUUUAUUGCUUCAUAGUCCAUAAAAUAGUAUUAUCAUUUUGAUAGAGGUUUUUGUUCGACUUCCCUGAAUUUUGUGCUUCCCUAUUGCUCCACCUCCACGAUCGAUUCUUCCGCAGCGAAAGCCUCACGAUCAAAUUCAAGUAUACAUUCAUCCAACGCCCUUCCAGUCGAGCUAAUUGAGGGAGCUUCAACGAAUGACUUGAUCCUGAAAUCUGGUCUAUGCCUUUGUUUAGAGUAAUAAUACAACUUUGAGUAUUAAAACGUAAGUUUAGGUCAAGUGGUAAUGAAGUUACUCAGGAUAAGGGUGUUAAACUCAACAUACGGAACUAAGUCGAGUGACUUUGAAGAGCGAUGAUGAAAACAAAAACUUGCAAACUUGAAUCUCACCCCAAGGUCAGCUGUCAGAAACAGAUUUUAACACUAGCCUUUUGUCACCUGAAUCUUCACAUCAAAAACGUCAGUUACUCUGUUGAUUUGUCGCUCCAUAAGCACUAAUAAGUUCAGGCGGAACAUAUAGAUAAAACAAUUUAGCUACAAAAUAAAAAAUCUGAUAUAAAAUCUUCAGACGGCAGAUUUAAUUUCGUAGUGGUAUUAUUUCCUAACUCCUUCCUUUAGAUAAGGAUAGCAAUACUAAAUUAAAUCUAUCUUCAGAAGGUUUUGAAAUAGACUGAUUAUUAAUUUCGGAUAAUAGAUGAUAUAUACGGUGAAACAAAGUGACGUUGCGAUCAUCGUUGCGGAGAUCCCAACUAUACGAGUUUGUCCGACGGUAUAACGUCGGAAUCAUCUCGAUAAAUUAGGUUGUUGAGGUGGUGCCUUAUAAGUACAUUAAGAAAUAAUACAUUAAAAAUCAUCGUGUUUAUAGUUUGAUUGUAUUUAAUUUAGAUAGUCACCAAAUUAAUUAGGUUUAGUUUUUGUUUGGCGACUGUGGUAAUCAAAUCAUUAGUUAUUUUAUUAUGUAUAUUUGAUAGAAUACCUAUUUAAGAGAAUAAAAUUUCACUCCGUCAUAUUAUGUAAUUCAUGUUUUGAGUGAAAAUGUUUUAAUGUAAAAUGUCGGAUCUCUCUAAGUUUAGAAUUAAUUUCAUUUGUACUAAAACUUUUUUUAGAAUUCACAUUAUUACUAAUUUGUAAUUGUUGUUGAGAUCUUGUCGAAGUAAGUUUCUCAAAAUUGUUUUAGAUUUAUUGUUUUUUUAAUAAUUUUAUCACGCACGACAAAAUAAGCUUUUAUUAUAUAAGCGUCGAAAAUAUAUGUAUAUACAUAAUCAGAUACAUUUAUAUUUUAAGCUGUGGUAUUCCUAACUCAGUGCAGAUUAUUCUGGAAGGGGUCAAAGUGGCAAAAACAAUCUAUCAAAGAGAAAUUAAGACACUGUUCAAGAAUUAAUAAUAUAUUUUUUAGUCAAAAAGCAGGGUGCAGGUAAGUAAUACCGCCAUGCUUAUUUCUGCGAUGGUUUUUCACUAUUCAUCAAGUGAGCCAACUGCUUGGUACGUCAAAUAUUAAUGUAAAAAAAAACAAGUAUUAUAAAUUAACAAGCCAUUAUAAAGUUCGUCGUGAUAAAAUUAUCUCGUAUUAAUGAUUAUAUUUAAAUUUCAAGACAAUAAAAUAAUUAUGUUUGAGGAGGCUUGAUGUAGCGUACAUCUUCAUAAUUAAUGACCCUUUUUGUCGAUUGCGAUAGAGUAUUGUGAUUUAUUCAGACUUGUCAUCAAGUCAAGUCAUUUGAACAUCCGUGACCUAAUUUUCUUUAUAGCGUAAUAAAGGUUGAUUUACACGUAUACUUUACCUUUUUUACUCGUCAUAACUAAAUUUAUCCGUAUUUUAAGUGUGGCAUUAGCCUGCAAGCAAUAUAUUUGUAUUAAUUACGCUGCAAAUUAAAAUUCAACGAAAAGCAAGGUAAAUAAACUAAAUGGAAUUUAUUUUAUCUAUCCGAUGAGUUGGUGGGUAUGGCGAAUCAUUCAACUUUGUAUAAAAUAUAUCAUUGUGUUACCUGAGGUUAAUUCUUUAAGUUUGGUAAAGCGUCGUUUUCGUAUUUCGAAGUAGAACAACGCGUUAUCUCGCUCACAAUCAUUUAGAUAUUUCGCUUCCAUAACUUUGCUUAGCCAAAAAUCUCGCGUAAUGCGAAUUUAAGAACCGAUUUCAUGAUUGGAAUGCGCUUUUGGUCGCCCAUCUUUUGAACACUCCAGAGCUUAUAUUGUAUUAAAUGCAGUGGAAUUAGGUGUUCAAUUGCUAAAAAAAACUGUUUUUUUUAAAAUAAAGGUACCACUUGAAAAUUUAAUACGUGUAAAUCAUUCUUAAAUGAUUGCUUGUAGCUUUUAAUAAUGUUGGCUUUACCUUGUUACAUCUUCAUUUUGAUUAAACUACAUCUUUGAAUCAAAUAGUGGCACAAUAUAAUUAAUAACUAUCGGUUAAGGGAAAAACGAAAAAAAUAUUUUUUACCAAAAAUCCUAUUUUUGUUAUUAGAAUACUGUUUACCGACUAUAAACAUUAAGCUAGUUCAAUAUAUAGUGUGUUUUUAUUCUGUGAUCAAUUCUUUUGACGCCUACAAGGCUAAACUAAUUUUAAUUGAUGGCAGACUUAUCCAUCUUUAACUGGCAUAAUGUAAAAUAUAAAAUCUUUUAUUAACUAUUAUUAAUUUAACUGGCUCUGAAAAACUGAAUAUAAACAAUAAAAAUUCGAUUAAGAAUAUGUUUGACAAAUUCUAAAAUAUAUUUGUAUUAUAAUAGCUAUACUUUUACGCAUAAUCUAUUUCGGAAGUGAUAGACCGGAAGCUCUGCUUGGUUGUAUAAUACUUCUAGCACUACAACAUAUCUGCAUUGGAUUAUGUAACUUAGUUGGUAUUGAUUGUGCAUAAGUCGUUGCACUGCCAGUAAACGUGGUAAAUUAAUAAUUCGAAGCUUAGUUGGUUCACUUAGUGAACUGCGUAAUAAAGUAGGUAGGGUGUCCUCCGUUACACCGUCGCAACUAUAACGGUUCUCCCUCACGGUGUGCGCGGAGGACUACAUUCGACACACACACAUUGUACAUAUUAUAGAUGCUGUAUAAAUAUUUAUACUGUAAUUCACAAUAAUAAUGUAUUGACGGGCAUCUUGUAUGUGUGUCGCGGUGGAGACACGUUUGUCUUAAGAAUUAAGACGGAAAUAAAAAUAGUACCUAACAUC